CUUCCUGCUCACCCCAGCUCUCCUUGUAUCAAGAUUUGUGUCUCCAAUUUCACUCUGAAGUUGAGAGAAAUCCUGUGAUAUGUCGGAAAUUAAGUGGAGCGAUCAGCGUGCGUCUUCAUCAACCGACCUUGCAUCUCAGAGUUUACUAGUAGUUCAUCGAGCAGCCUUCACGGCGGAGGAUUAUCGGGUAUGGCUGGAUUUUUCAUGGGCGAGGAGAGCCAGGAGCGGAUGAAUCUACGGGUGACACGGGUCUUGGUGAUUGUGAGCCACCUCGCGCAUCUUACCCUGGCCCAAUUAUCCGGGAUCCGUCGGCGUAGAGACUCCGGUGUGCGGAUGUCUCUGGUGUGGGUGGCGUACCACGUGACCGAGAUAAUCACGCCAAUCGCCCUCGGCAAGGUGUUUCUCGACACCGCGACCGCGGUUAGCGAGGAGCUGAUGUUUGCGUUCUGGGCGCCGUUUCUCCUGCUGCACCUUGGUCGCCCGGACAACAUCACCAGCUACGCCUUGGAGCACAAUGAGCUGUCGCCGACCCAAAAGGCUGCUCUCGUCCUUGAAAUCGGAGGAGCUAUCUACGGCUCAUACAAGCAAAGAUUUAUGCGCGGCGACGGGGCUCUGCGCGCCGCCUUCUUCAUCAUGCUCUUCCUGGGCUCCUAUAAGUACGUGGAGAGGGCAGUUGCGCUACGGCGAGCUUGCUUUGACAACAUUCGUCACUCAGCCGGGAGAAAGAAGUUACGGCGCUUCACAUUUGAGGACGAAGGCCGUAAGUGACAUAAUGAUGAUGCCCUGCUUGAUGCUCACGGCCUUCUCGGUGUCACCAUGGGUGCCUUCGCUGACUAUCAAGUCCACCGCAGGAGAUAUGUCCCAUCCUAUUCUGGCUGGAAGGAUGUGAGCGAGGUGGUUGAGGUGGAGGCGUCGCUCAUGUACGACAUGUUGUACACCAAGGCAAGUGUGGUCCGCACUUGGGCCGGCUACAUCAUCCGUGUCCUCUCGCCGCCGGCAACUGCCACGGCGCUCUAUCUCUUCCACAGUAAGGAGGGCCAGGCCAUGAAGAGUGCAGAUCGGACGGUCACAUACACCUUGCUUGUUGGUACCCUGGUGUUGGAUGUGAGAUGGCUGCUGAGAGCACCAGGGUCCACCUGGAAAUAUGCGUUCUUGGUAGAGCAAGGGGAAGGAAAAGAAUGGCUGCUUCCGGUUCGACGGACCUUCCCGGACAAUUUGCCACGUCAAGCUGCAAUGCAAUCAUGGUAUUGCGUCCGUCGCCUCCUCGUCUCUCUGGAUACGUCCCGUCUCUCACUGAGAAGCGGCCCAAGUGGCCAUAGGUUGUUGUCCGGCGUGGGGCAACACAACUUGUUGCAAGAGUGCUGUACCUGUACUCCUCGGCCUCGGGGCCAACUGGAGAAGUUGAUCUCUUCUUUCUUCACUGGACUUGGGAAGAAGAAGAUUGAUGUCAAGGAUGAGCUGUUGGAAGCUGUGUGCACAUACAGGUACUGCUGGAAUCUCGCACACUCGUCGGGAUGCGUCCCAUAAGGGAACUCGAUGAUUAUAUGAGGUCUAAUGCCAGUAACUAUAGUUUUGAAAACAACAUCAUCGCGUUGCACGUCGCCACGGAUAUUUUCCUCUUGUGCAAGCCGACUUCGAUAAAAAGUGAAGCAUCAGCCAAAUACGAGAAGCAGAUACGAGCGAUAUCAGAUUACAUGAUGUUCCUCCUCGCUGAACGCCAGCACAUGGUAUUGAAACAGGGUGACGAGGGUGUCCACUACAAAAAGGCCCGCCUCCAUUUGGAGGAGAUAUGGAGUGAAAGAGGAACCAGCAGUUCUCCAACAAUAAGAGAGACGAAGCAGCUCGCCAACAUCCUUCUAGACAUGGAUGCCACUGAGGGCAGCUACAUGCUUGGAAGACCAAGUCAUCUUUAUAACAGAAAUGAUACUCUCGGGAUUGGUGCUUACUGGGCCUUCAACCUGUUAGAUGAGCUAGAACCGGGAAAUUAUGGACGACAUCCGAUGCAGGGCCAAUACAUUCACAAACUUGAAGCUUUCAUCCCGGCAUUCACCGAUGAGGUACAAACAAAAAUUAGAGAGCAUAGGGACCGCGGGGAACAACCAGAACUCCUCGAUUGUAUGUUGCAGAUCAUUCUUGUUUCAUGGAUAAGUCUUCUCACCUUCACGUCCGACCAAUGCAGCAGGGACUCCCAUGCCAAGCAGCUCAGCUGCGGCGGUGAGCUCUUAACCAUCGUCUGGCUGAUGAACCGACACAAGUACUUCUUUUACAAGCGAAUAAACUGACGAGCAUCGCAUCUUCUCUGCUUUGCUCUGGCUUUUAUGAAAUUUUUCAGUAGUAACUGCGGCUACUAGAUGACCCAUUGCCCACUGGCGCAAGUACCUGAAUCAACCCUGAACUUG
Triticum dicoccoides is the source of this 2399-nucleotide messenger RNA. RefSeq lists its product as uncharacterized. Bases 1515 to 2282 code for a protein of 255 amino acids. The transcript is spliced from 2 exons. The record is from RefSeq and is a predicted model, not a curated record. Lineage: Eukaryota; Viridiplantae; Streptophyta; Magnoliopsida; Poales; Poaceae.